Molecule: messenger RNA, 1554 nt
Organism: Penicillium angulare
Lineage: Eukaryota; Fungi; Ascomycota; Eurotiomycetes; Eurotiales; Aspergillaceae
Product: bifunctional hydroxyethylthiazole kinase/thiamine-phosphate diphosphorylase
Exons: 7
Coding region: 1-1554 (517 amino acids)
Biological process (GO): thiamine biosynthetic process
Cellular component (GO): cytoplasm
Molecular function (GO): thiamine-phosphate diphosphorylase activity; hydroxyethylthiazole kinase activity; ATP binding
Source: RefSeq, a predicted model, not a curated record
AUGCCAGUAGACUUGUCACUGUAUCUGGUCACAGACUCGACCCCGGCAAUCCUGAAGGGGCAGGAUCUAUGUACAGUAGUGGAAGAGGCAUUGAAGGGAGGUGUCACCAUUGUGCAAUACCGGGAUAAAAAGAGCGAUACCGGAGACUUGAUUGAUACAGCUAAAAGACUGCACGAAGUAACGAAGCGAUAUGGUGUUCCUCUUCUCAUCAACGACCGAGUUGAUGUCGCUCUCGCCAUUGGGGCGGAGGGCGUUCACCUUGGCCAAGAUGAUAUGAGAUUUGAUAUAGCCAAAAAGCUUCUUCCCAAGGAUGCCAUUAUUGGAAUUAGCACCUCUACCCUGGAUGAGGCUCAGAAAGCCAUUGCCGAUGGGGCUGACUACCUGGGCAUCGGAACGAUGUUCGCCACCCCGACAAAAACUAAUACCAAAUCAGUCAUUGGAACUGCAGGGACCCAGGCUAUCCUAAGUGCCAUUAGUGAUUCCUCCGUUGGAACAGUGGCUAUUGGAGGCAUCAACCAUAGCAAUGUCCAGCGAGUUCUCUACCAAUCCCGAUCUCCUAAGAAGGCUCUCGAUGGAGUAGCCAUUGUCAGCGCUAUCGUGGCAGCCGAUGAUCCCAAGGCUUCGGCUGAGGAGUUCGCCAAGCUGAUCAACUCGCCUGCUCCCUUUGCAUUGACCACACAAGCUCCCCGAGCCAACGAGGCCGAGGCAUUGUUGCACGAAGUGCCGCAGAUUGUGCGCAAAAUGGUCGAGGGACACCCAUUGGUACACAACAUGAUUAAUUUUGUUGUCGCUAACUUCGUUGCCAAUGUCGCUCUGUCCAUUGGUGCUUCGCCUAUUAUGUCCCCAUAUGGAGAUGAGGCUACAGAUUUGUGCAAGUUUGAUGGCGCUCUACUAAUCAAUAUGGGUACGCUGACUAGCGAGAGCGUAUCAAACUACCAGAAGGCCGUGAAGGCAUACAAUUCCCGGGGCAACCCGGUAAUCUAUGACCCCGUCGGUGCUGCUGCAACAGAGAUCCGUCGUAACGCUGUCUCUCAGCUCAUGACCGGAGGAUAUUUUGAUCUUAUCAAGGGUAACGAGGGCGAAAUCCGCCAAGUUUGGGGUAGUAGUCCGGUACAGCAGCGCGGCGUUGACAGUGGGCCCAGUACGCUCGAUGGCCAGCAGAAGGCAAAGCUAGCCCGCGAUCUUGCUCGCCGAGAGCGAAACGUUGUGUUGUUGACCGGUGCCACUGACUACCUCAGCGACGGUGAACGAGUCAUUGCAGUAGAAAACGGUCACCCAUACCUCGGACAAGUAACAGGAACUGGCUGUGCCAUCGGUAGCAUUUCAGGUUGUUUCCUGACAGCGCACCGCUCCGAUAGAUUGCUCGCUGUCUUGUCCGGAAUCCUGAUGUACGAAAUUGCAGCUGAAAACGCAGCAUCUAAAGAAUACGUCCGCGGCCCAGGCAGCUUUGUUCCUGCGUUCCUCGAUGAGCUCUAUGCCAUCCGCACUGCCGCAGGAAAAGGCGAUGAUAGCUGGUUUGUUGGGCGAGCGAAGGUGCACGAGGUAAAACUCUAA